AUGGGAAAAUUUGGAACAUGCCUAGUGGUAUUAACAUUGGUGUGUUUGAUUGCAACAACAAUUGCAGAACAGUGUGGAAGACAAGCUGGAGGCGCAACAUGUCCAAACAACCUCUGUUGUAGUCAAUACGGUUACUGUGGUGACACCGAUGAUUACUGUUCACCUUCUAAGAACUGUCAAAGUAACUGUCAUGGCAGUGGCGGUGAAAGUGCUUCUAAUGUUCGCGCCACGUAUCACUAUUAUCAACCGGAACAACACGGUUGGGACUUAAACGCUGUUAGUGCUUAUUGUUCAACUUGGGAUGCAAGUAAGCCUUAUUCAUGGCGUAGUAAAUAUGGUUGGACUGCUUUUUGUGGACCGGUUGGACCUCGAGGUCAAGCUUCUUGCGGGAGGUGUCUCAGAGUGAGGAAUUCAGGGACAGGAGCAGAAGAAACAGUGAGAAUUGUAGAUCAAUGCAGCAAUGGAGGGUUGGAUUUGGAUGUGGGUGUGUUUAACAGAAUAGACACAGAUGGAAGAGGAUACCAACAGGGACAUCUUAUUGUGAGCUACCAGUUUGUAGAUUGUGGGAAUGAGCUGGACAUGAUCAACCCUUUGUUCUCCAUCAUGGAUGCUAAACAAUGA
Lathyrus sativus (Indian pea) is the source of this 621-nucleotide messenger RNA. The record is from the annotation of a GenBank genome assembly. Lineage: Eukaryota; Viridiplantae; Streptophyta; Magnoliopsida; Fabales; Fabaceae.